AUGAUAUCUGUUUCGAAUCAUGAAUUUGUUGACCUUCGUCAUCAACAGCCGCAAUGCAAGACACAUUUUGUUUUCACCGAUAUAGAAAUAGCAGACCUCGAUAUUCCAGAAAUAAGUUCAGCAAAGUACCAAUUGAAAAAUGGAAAUGCUAUUGGCGCUUAUAAAAAGGAUAGCAGUAGUUCAUCAAUAGCUUCAAUUUCAAGGAAAAAUAAAGGAAGGAAAAUUGUAGCUGUUGUUAUUAUUUUGUUAGCAAUUGUUCUCUUCGGAGCAGGAAUCCCAAUCGGACUACAACUUCGGAGCUCUUCAUUAUUAGAAGCGAGAUUGUCGUUUAUUAAACGUCUUUUAACCGAAUAUCCUUUAAUUGGUGGAUCACUCAACUCACUUUCUGAAUCAAAUUUCUCGCAAAAUUAUUUCCAAAUAAGAGAAAGCAUGGUCGGGGCUAUUUUAUGGCCUGUGAGGGUUCCAUGUCAAGCACAAUAUCUUGAUGCAGUUCAGUUGGCACUUGAAGGCAUUGAUGAAGCAAAACGUAUUGUUGACAGAACUAGCGGUUUUCGAAUUGUAUCGACAGCUGACGAAAUGGAACAAGCUCAUAAUGAAGGAAAAAUUGGUGUUCUCUUAGGACUUGAAGGAGGUCACAGUCUUGGAUCGAGCGUUGCUGUUUUGAGAAUGUUUUUCUCUCUUGGAGCAAGAUUUAUAUCAUUAACCAGCUUUGAAUGCUCAAAUUCAUGGAUUGCAGCGCAUAUAACAAGAGAACAACUUUUCGAAGAAAGCACUCCAACUUCAAUGACAGAGUUUGGAAAAAUCGUUCUCAAGGAGAUAAAUCGCUUAGGAAUGAUAGUCGAGAUUUCCCAUCUGAGUGAACCAAGUAUGAUGCAAGUACUUAAUUCGGCCAAAGCACCGUUGCUCGUUAGCAAUGCCUCGCCUGCGGCAUCUUCGUCUGCUAAUAUCACGAACAUUAUCCCGGAUCAUGUACUAAGUGCAUUGAGUAGCAAUGGUGGUGUUUUGAGCAUUUGCAUUGACAAAUUGUCAGUAAAGGAAGCGAUUCAUAACAUAAAUUAUGUUAGGGCACUUGCUGGAUUGGAUCAUGUUGGAUUAGGACCGACGGCGUCUCCAAAGAAGUAUGCGCUUCUACUAGCUGAACUUGCUCGAGACAGAUUAUGGAACAAUGCAUCCCUAAAAAAACUUGUUGGUGGUAAUAUCGUUCGAGUGCUACGUGAGGUUGAAAUGAAUCGAAAUAAAGAAGCUCUGAGCGAAGAUUGGAUACCACAAGAGGAAAUAGAGGCUAAUGCUUAUUGUAGAUAUCCCGAACCUUGAAUUUAGUGAAUUUGUGAUGCUUGGGAAAGUAAGAAGUUGGAAUUUUUUAACUUCCAAAUGCGAGGUUUUAUUAUUAUCCACAGGAAAAAUUUUCUCCUCCUUCAAAAGUUUUCCUUCCCCCUUUCCUUCCUUCCUUCCUUCCGACGUCUUAAUCAUUGGGAAAUCGUCCAUAAUCGACGGAGUAAAAAAAAUCCUUUUUCAGUUAUUGAAUUUUUUUGGCAACAUAAAAUAUUUUGCAACAAGGAAUACGAAUUGAAAAAAAUAAGAAAAUAAAUCACGAGUUUUGAAAAUAAGAGGAAAAUAUUUAUAAACAACAAAUUUGUUUCCACUACACUUAAGAAGAUGAAAGAGGAAAAAUAAAAAGAAAAGAAAUAAAAUAAAA
Messenger RNA from Clunio marinus, 1696 nucleotides. The record is from the annotation of a GenBank genome assembly. NCBI's taxonomy places the organism in Eukaryota, Metazoa, Arthropoda, Insecta, Diptera, Chironomidae.